CCACGUGACCGCUACCGUCCAAUCACCGUCUCCGCCGCCCCCGCCCCUCGUGGUGCUGUGCUGUCCCGUGGUGCAUUGCGCGGUGUCGGUAAGAUGGCGGCCGUGAGUCUGAGGCUCGGAGACCUGGUGUGGGGGAAGCUGGGCCGGUACCCACCAUGGCCAGGAAAGAUUGUUAAUCCACCUAAAGAUCUGAAGAAACCUCGUGGAAAAAAGUGCUUCUUUGUGAAGUUUUUUGGAACAGAAGAUCAUGCUUGGAUCAAAGUGGAGCAGCUGAAGCCUUAUCACCAGCACAAAGAGGAAAUGAUAAAGAUUAACAAGGGUAAGCGCUUCCAGCAAGCUGUGGAUGCCGUGGAGGAGUUUCUUAGAAAAACCAAAGGCAAGGACCAGGCAUCUUCCCAUAACUCCAGUGAAGAGAAGAAUCGGCGUAAUUCCAGUGAAGAAAGAGGCAAGCAAUCUGCUGGUGAAGAGAAACGCAAAGCCAGUUUGUCUGAAGGGAAGUUGAAGAAGGGCACAGGGGAAGGCAAAAAGAGGGUCUCUUCUGUAUCGUCAGAGAGAGGAUCAAAGUCACCUUUGAAAAGAGCCCAGGAUCAGAGCCCCCGAAAGCGGGGGCGUCCACCCAAGGAUGAGAAGGACCUCACAAUUCCAGAGUCCAGUACAGUGAAAAGAGUGAUGACUGGAACAGUGGCUGGAUUUAAAUGGCCACCGAGCGUCAGUGAGCCCGUGAAGGACAGUGAUCCACACUUCCAUCACUUCCUGCUAAGCCAGACGGAGAAGCCAACUGUCUGCUAUCAAGCCAUCACAAAGAAGCUGAAGGUUUGUGAAGAGGAAACGGGAUCCACCUCCAUCCAGGCAGCAGACAGCACGGCAGUCAAUGGCAGUAUCACACCCACAGACAAAAAGAUAGGAUUUCUGGGACUUGGUCUGAUGGGAAGUGGCAUUGUCUCCAACUUGCUGAAGAUGGGUCAUACUGUCACUGUCUGGAACCGGACUGCUGAGAAGUGUGAUUUGUUCAUCCAGGAAGGGGCAAGGCUGGGAAGAACCCCUGCUGAAGUGGUCUCCACCUGUGACAUCACCUUUGCCUGUGUAUCAGAUCCAAAAGCAGCAAAGGAUCUGGUGCUUGGUCCGAGUGGAGUGUUACAGGGGAUUCGACCAGGGAAGUGUUAUGUGGAUAUGUCCACUGUGGAUGCAGAUACAGUCACAGAAUUGGCCCAGGUGAUAGUGUCCCGGGGUGGUCGCUUUUUGGAAGCACCAGUCUCAGGAAAUCAGCAGCUAUCAAAUGAUGGGAUGCUUGUGAUCCUGGCAGCUGGUGACAGGGGUUUAUAUGAGGACUGCAGUAGCUGUUUCCAAGCGAUGGGGAAGACCUCUUUUUUUCUAGGUGAAGUAGGUAAUGCUGCCAAGAUGAUGCUGAUUGUGAACAUGGUCCAAGGCAGCUUCAUGGCUACAAUAGCAGAAGGACUGACUUUGGCUCAAGUGACUGGUCAGUCCCAGCAGACCCUUCUGGAUAUCCUCAAUCAGGGACAACUUGCCAGCAUCUUCCUGGACCAGAAGUGCCAAAAUAUCUUGCAAGGAAACUUUAAACCUGAUUUUUACCUGAAAUACAUUCAGAAGGAUCUUAGAUUAGCUAUUGCACUGGGUGAUUCUGUCAACCAUCCAACUCCUAUGGCAGCUGCUGCCAACGAGGUCUAUAAACGAGCAAAAGCGUUGGACCAAUCAGACAACGACAUGUCUGCAGUGUACAGGGCCUACAUCCACUAGGCUGCACCAUUCUUACUGUUAAUACUAUGAUUAUUGAUUAAUAUUAUUAUGAUACUGGGUUUUAACUCUGGACCAGUCCAUCUCUGUCUCUCCAUUUCCUUUUAUACACAGACUUUGAGCUCUGCCAUGGAGGCAGCUGCUGCGGUCAGCCUUCCCCUGGUGGCAGAAGGGGGGGAGGAGGGGGCUCGGAUUGUUGCAGUCUAAUUAGAAAAUCCAUGCCAUGCACUGACAGUCAUGGAACAGAACAGUGGCGGCUUGUUCAGAAGCUCUGAGGCAACUCUGCCAGAAAUCUGCUGCUUGGCUGCUUUUAUUUUCUUCUUUGUAUGCUUGUCCAAGAUGCUGUUUCUAACGAUCCCCUUUCUCCUUUGCUGUGAAAUAAUGCGUGUGUUGGACUUCUUGCACCAAGGGGACAGGUCACAUACAUCCCAUCUACCUGUGAAUAUCUGUAAAGUCCUUGGUCCCAAGUAAGGUGAGGAGCACUCCUGUUUAUCACCCACUGUUUGAGAACAAAGCACCUCCCGUGGAGGGGAAUGACAGUUCCAGAAGGUAACGGGGUUGCAUGCAACACUGUCUUGAUUCUGUUUCUUUUUAAGCUUCCACCUCCCCAGCACCUUGAUGGAGGAAUUCCUCAGUUUGUUGAGAACAGCUUGCAUCCAUGUCUUCCCCUGCCCAGACAGCUCUAGCAUAGGGAACACAGACCUUACUGAAAAUGGGAGAAUACCAGUGUAAGCAUGGCCUCCUAAAAGGCUGAUGGCAGCUGCCCGCCCCACUGACAGCAUGGGAGCUUCACAGACUUGCAUAAAAAGCUGCAAAAGAGACAUUUAGCUUAGAACUUAGCCAGAGUUGUUUAAUUUGGUGAAGGAACAAACUGUAGGGCGCUGCUCCUGGCCUUGGUUUGUGUCACUUUACUGUUUGCUUUCCUUUUUAUUUUCUUUUUUUUACCCCAAGAGUCAAUAAUUACAAAGGCGCCUUGGACUGUAGCGGUGUCACAAGCAGAGGGAUGAGUCUGAGAGGUGUGAGAGGAAUGACCGUGGUGCCAAGAGAUGGCGGAUCCUGAGCUCCUUCCCCUGCUAUCUCUGGCCUUUGCAUGGUCAUUUUAUCUGUUAACCUGACUGCCCAUCUGCAAAGGUGGGUGAGAAUUACCUACCUCACAGGGAUAUCUUGUGUAACCAUUAGUGAUCUUGAUACGUGUUGGCUUUUCUGUAAGUAUUCUUAGUGUUACUGCUCAGAGUACAACGUGGGCACAGCAUGAGAAUAUUCCCUGUACUUGUGACUCUGCUUGUGGCUGGGUAUCAGCUUCUGGGAAGGCUGGUGGAUGUAAUGGGAGGUUAAUGCUGCUGAGCUGUAGUCUAAACACGUGGGACUUGAACUGCAGAGGCCAAAGCUGAAGAGCAGAGCUGAUCUCUGUUGGUAGCAGAGCAAAGGACGCCUGUCUGUAAAAAAACAAGAGAUGCACAGAGCGUGUUGUUGAUUUUAACCUUUUGGUGUAGCCUUUUAGGAGGAUUCUUCCAUUUUAGAUUUGCGAGUUAGUAAAAUGCCAGUAAGAAAUGUUAUUAGUCAGAGUUGCUGCUCGGUGGCACAAUCUCUUCCCUUCAGCUGGGAUUACAAAAGGAAAGAAAGCAAAUGAAAAUCAGGCUGUGCUGCUCCGAGUCCUUGAGCUCUGCCCCCUCACCCUCUUGUUUUUCUGGGAGCUCAGUGGUUAUUUAUGAGCAUUUUCCUGUGGUUUAGGAUCUGUCACCAAUUCUGUCUGCAGCGAGUGUUUGUGGUUCGGGGCACCUUAUUAAGAAACAGAGGGAGUUCUCAGAUGCUCAUAGUGAGACGUGACAUGGAACAUCUAAUGCUGUCAGUGUUACUUGGGUGAUGUUUCACCCGCUGCAGUCGCUGUUCUUUGUGGGCUGAUGCUGUGCUGCACUUUGUGUCCUGUGGCAGCAGCUCCUGAUAGAUCAGUGAGGCAUUUCUGUGCCCGUUUGGCAGUGGUAUCGCUGAGCAGUAUUAGUUACACAUAUGUGUUUCUUCGACAAUACAGCUGUCAUCCUGCAUGUAGAUAUUCCUAUUAAAGGCACAUAGAAGACCCUCACGUUUCCCAUCUCAGAGAGCUCAGCUGUCAGCAGUCCUCAAUUGAACACACUGCAGAUGGAAGUCGCGUACUGAGGGUGUCUGUGGAUAGUUGUGUGUUGGGGGCAGGGGCUGGGACCGCGUGUCUUGUAGCUGGAGGAGUGUGUAGGAAAUAAGGGAACGGGAGGAGCCGUCCCGGGCCCGCUGAGCACAGAACCGUGCCGGGUCGGUACAGCGGAGUAGAUUGAACAUGGGUCUGAAUGGAGCCGUCAGGGAUCGCCUUCCUUUGAGUCCGCGGUGCCUCCGAUAACGGGCAGCGCAGGAGGAGCCUCAGGGGUGGUGACAUGGUGACAUCCAUGGCCGGGUGAGCUCGGAGCUGCUGCCGGGCGCUGUCAGCGCUGCCGAACGGCUUUGAGUGUGUGGGGAGGAGGGAGCGCUGUGCUGUGCUGUGCUGGGCGGGCUGUGCAGCUGCUUUGGGGCCGGCAGUGUCACACUCAGCUCCGUUCUUUGUGCUCGGGCUCCGUUUGUUCCAGGCCUGAACCCCGCGUGGGGGAGCAGCGGGUUGGGGCGCUGGGAUAGAACUGGUGGUGAUUGAUUGACAGGUCUGGCGGUGAUUGACAGGUCUGGCGGUGAUUGACAGGUCUGGCGGUGAUUGACAGCCCCGUCGCCCCGCACUGUCCAUUCUCCCAUUCCUCGCUGUCCCGUUGUUGCCCAUCCCGUUGUCCGCUCCGUUCCCGUUAUUCCGGCCGUUCCCGUUAUUCCGGCCGUUCCUUCCCCACCGGCUCCUCCCGUUAAUUAAGGUUGUGAAUGUUUUAUUUUUUUCGCCUCGUUUUUAAUGAACGUUUGUCCUUCGGAAUUAGGGUUGUGUGCAGAUGUUUCAAUGGCAAAACAAAAGGUUUUUUUUGUGCAAUUAACGAAGCUACUGGCAAAAGGAAUAAAACGUUUCUUGGUAACACGA
This is a messenger RNA of Coturnix japonica (Japanese quail), 4768 nucleotides long. It is a transcript of the gene GLYR1, whose product is annotated as glyoxylate reductase 1 homolog. Lineage: Eukaryota; Metazoa; Chordata; Aves; Galliformes; Phasianidae. Gene Ontology annotation, biological process: transcription elongation-coupled chromatin remodeling. Gene Ontology annotation, molecular function: NAD binding; DNA binding; oxidoreductase activity. The record is from RefSeq and is a predicted model, not a curated record. Gene Ontology annotation, cellular component: chromatin.